This is a messenger RNA of Trichoplusia ni (cabbage looper), 1670 nucleotides long. RefSeq names its product cleavage stimulation factor subunit 2 (gene CstF64). Lineage: Eukaryota; Metazoa; Arthropoda; Insecta; Lepidoptera; Noctuidae. Gene Ontology annotation, cellular component: mRNA cleavage and polyadenylation specificity factor complex. Gene Ontology annotation, molecular function: mRNA binding. The transcript is spliced from 10 exons. The record is from RefSeq and is a predicted model, not a curated record. Bases 186 to 1400 code for a protein of 404 amino acids. Gene Ontology annotation, biological process: mRNA 3'-end processing.
UCAAUGUCGAAUUCAUGGCACGGCUUGAAAGUUGAAACUUGAAAGUCUUCAAACCAAUUUCCAGCAAAGCCAAACAAUUCAUACAAGACAAUACGAGUAUAUUAUAAAGUUGAUUCUAGGUUAUACACUUAUUUCGUUGAAUUAGAUAUUUUUACUCAUUGCAUUGUAAAAAUAAAUAAACAAAAAUGGAUAAAAGCAAAGAAAAAGAGGAGCAAAGUAUCAUGGAUAAAUCCAUGAGAUCCGUGUUCGUCGGUAAUAUACCUUACGAGGCGACGGAAGAAAAAUUAAAAGAUAUCUUCAGUGAAGUCGGUCCGGUUCUGUCUUUCAAGUUGGUAUUUGACAGAGAGACCGGCAAACCUAAGGGAUAUGGAUUCUGUGAAUACAAAGACCAAGAGACUGCCCUCAGUGCUAUGCGAAAUCUUAACGCGUACGAAAUUGGAGGACGAUCACUUCGAGUGGACAAUGCUUGUACUGAAAAAUCUAGAAUGGAAAUGCAAGCUUUAAUGCAAGGACCACAGAUAGAGAAUCCAUAUGGAGAACCUUGUGAGCCAGAGAAAGCUCCUGAAGCUAUCAGCAAGGCUGUAGCCACACUCCCACCAGAGCAAAUGUUUGAACUGAUGAAGCAAAUGAAGCUUUGUAUACAGAACAACCCUAAUGAAGCCAGGAACAUGCUGCUGCAAAACCCUCAGCUAGCUUAUGCCCUGCUGCAGGCUCAAGUGAUCAUGAGGAUUGUGGACCCAGCCACUGCUGUUAGUAUGUUGCAUCCCAGUAACCCACUGCCGCCAUUACUGCAGCCUGGUGACAAGCCUCCACCAUCCAACCCAUACAUACCUAGCAACCCACCACCAAAUCAGCCUCCGCAGAUGCCUCCACUUCUUGCUGCUCCAGUGCCUCCGCCGAAUCAAUAUCCUCUGCAGUUUGAAGGGACUAUCUCUGCCUACCCAACCACUCGUCCUGUUGCAGCGCGCCCCGCGCUGGGCGACGUGGACCUGCGCGGGUCGCGCGGCGCGGCGCCGCUGCUGGACCAGGACAUGCGCAGCCUGCCGCCCGCGCCGCACCCCGUGCCGCCGCCGCAACACCACGCGCAGGACACUGGUUUCCCUCGCGAUCCACGGCUAGCCAGCAUGCAGACGCAGUCCUUCAACUCGGACCCGCGCGUUCGGCCCAACGAUCCUCGUACGCAGCAGAAAAUACAACAAAUGCCGCCCGGUAUGCCGAGCGCAGCUCAGGCUCGAACUAUCCAGGGUAUACCUUCAGGUGCCUCCGAUCAAGAGAAGGCUGCCCUUAUCAUGCAAGUGCUGCAACUAUCCGACGAGCAAAUCGCUCUGCUGCCGCCUGAACAGCGAGCCAGUAUCCUCAUGCUCAAAGAACAAAUUGCUAAGAGCACUCAACAGCGAUAAUUAAUAUAUCACGUUCCAUUAUUUGAAUACUUUUUUUUGCCAGUCACUACACCAUGGUAAAUUUUCCCUGGCAUAUAUACUAUUUUCAUAAAAGAAAAUUAAUAUUCGACAAUGGAAGCUUAAAAAUGUUUUUAUGUUAUCAUCAUAUAAGCUACUUUUUGCUAUCUAAAUAAAGAUAUGAAAUUGGAAGUAUCGAGUAACGAAAUAUGAGACUCCAAGCUCGUUCGUAAGACUCCAAUCGCAUUUAAUAAAAAAAUAUUGAAACAAGAA